This is a messenger RNA of Acanthamoeba castellanii str. Neff, 702 nucleotides long. Its product is annotated as COMM domain containing protein 8, putative. The record is from RefSeq and is a predicted model, not a curated record. The transcript is spliced from 7 exons. NCBI's taxonomy places the organism in Eukaryota, Discosea, Longamoebia, Acanthamoebidae. Bases 1 to 702 code for a protein of 233 amino acids.
AUGCAAUCGCAAACGCAGGCAGAGGGAGGGUCGGUCACCACGCCGAGAGGAAAGAAUGCUGCCGACGCCGCACCGCCCAAGCUCGGCCUUCUUCCCUCACACCGCCGAAAAGUGGCCUUCAUCGCCAAGAUUGGCGCCAUCGCCCAGAAGAUUCCCAUCGAUCAGGGGUGUCUGCUCGUGCAGUUCGUGCACUGGGUGGUGGACGAGGUGUGUGGGCGGCAGCCCGACUGGACGAAGCCGUUUGGCGAGGCCAACGCGCAGCCCAUGAUCGACGCCGUCAAGCUCUUCGUCAUCAAGGCCGUCGGCGGCGGCCUCAAGAAGGACGACCGACCAUCGCUCACCGACGACUUUCCGCUGCAGAUCGUGCGGGAGCUGAAGGGGUUCAACGUGGCCGACGAGCAUGCCACCGUCAUCGUCGAUUGCAUCCUCGUGCGAUACACUGACGUGCAGAAGGCCCUGGCUGGGGACACGGCCCAUAUAUCGCCGGCCCACCUCAAGGACUUUGACUGGAAGCUCCUGCACUCGCUGGCCAGCGACAAGGUGGCGACGGUGAACGAACCCAUCCUGCGCCUCAACCUCACCAUCAAGGACGAGAACGAGAAGAUGAAGGACGUGGUGCUCGAGCUGCCCAAGUCUGAGCUCGACAAGCUCAUCGGCACCCUCCAGCAGGUCAACCAGGUGGUGCAAAAGCUGCGCGUGUAA